Boleophthalmus pectinirostris (great blue-spotted mudskipper) is the source of this 2209-nucleotide messenger RNA. RefSeq lists its product as uncharacterized. Bases 1 to 2055 code for a protein of 684 amino acids. Lineage: Eukaryota; Metazoa; Chordata; Actinopteri; Gobiiformes; Gobiidae. Gene Ontology annotation, molecular function: ATP binding; microtubule binding; microtubule motor activity. Gene Ontology annotation, biological process: microtubule-based movement. The record is from RefSeq and is a predicted model, not a curated record. The transcript has 17 exons.
AUGCAUCACAGACAAGAGUUUAACCAGGGACUGACAAAGUUUGAUCAAACUUUGGAUGCUGAGAAGAUUUACAUUCCCUAUGAGUCUGCAGAGAUGUGUAUUACUCAGGCGUUGUCUGCACAGAACAUUCAACUGCUAGAGGAACAAAAAGUUGAGAGAAGGAGGAGUAAAGAAGAGGCUUUACAGUGGCAGAAGGAAAAGAGCAAAAUGCUGGAAAUGUUUUCAAAUAGACUGGACAUGCUGCACAGCCACCAGGCUUCAAGUGAGUCUUUUAGUGUACAAUCAAUGUUUUUAUUAUUAUUUUUAUUAUUAUCAUUUUUUAUUUUUUUUGCUUACGUUUCACAGGCCUGCAAUGAGUCAAAUCCUCAGUUAGAGGGCGCCAAACUCCGCCUCGAGGAGUUAAGGGACAGUUUGUACAAAAGGGAGAGGGAAAUAACAGAGCUGCUGGAGUCUCAGAGUCCAAUUCCAUCUGUGCCUUUACCAGCAUGCACUGUCCUACUAUCUAGCGUCAUCCAAAAGGCUAAAGCUAUUUGUAGAGCCACAGAGGAAAGUAAAGCUCUUCUAGUCAAAAUGAUUGAAGAGAAUCAAGUUUUUUUGAAAGAGACCCAGGAAAAACUUGGCCAACUAGACACAGAGGGAGGAGACAAGGACCGAUCAGAAGAAUAUGAGUCACGGCUUAUUUUACUACAAGAAACUGUAAAAGAGUUAGAAGUUACUCAGCUGGCAUUGUUCUGUAUAAAAACAGGACAAGUUCCUGCUAUCAGUGAGUGUGAUGCCAUAUCUGAACUGGAGGACAUUUUGGGACAAGGGACAGUUCAAACCUUAGAGGGAGUCAAAGGUUUUGCUGAGAAGUUUAUUACUCUCCAGGAUGAGAUGAAACUAAUGAAAGAAGAAAAAAAGAAGCUAAUUGAAAACUACACAUCUGAAAGAACAUUGAGAAAGAAGUAUUACAAUACAGUGGAAGACCUGAAAGGUAAAAUCCGAGUGUUUUGCCGUAUCCGCCCUGUGAAUCAGACAGAGGCCGCUCAGGGCAGUGCUGCUGUUGUGGAGAAAAUAGAUGAUUAUUCAGUAAAUGUGGAGACCCCCAGGGGGCCCAGGGAGUUUCAGUUUGACCAGGUGUUUAGUGCUGAAGCCACUCAAGAGGACCUGUUUCAAGACGCAGGCCGGUUAAUCCAGUCUGCCAUUGAUGGCUACAACGUCUGUAUUUUUGCAUACGGCCAAACAGGCUCUGGAAAGACCUACACUAUGGUUGGUGACAAGGAAAGGAAGAACCCAGGAAUUAUGCCAAGAUCUUUCAAUGCUAUUUUUGAUAUAAUACAAGAAAACAACACCAAAUUCAACUUCAAGGUGUCUGCCUACAUGCUGGAGCUGUACAAUGACCGGUUGCAGGACCUCUUUGUGAGUGCGAGUGGAGAGGCUCAGAGCAAACGUGUAGAGAUCAAGAGGAACAGGAAAGGAGUGGUGUUCGCCCAGGGAGCAGAGACCAAGGAGGCGUCCAGUGCCCAGCAGCUCUGUGCUCUGUUUCAGCAGGCCUGUGCCAACAGACACAUUGCAGAAACCAAGAUGAAUGUAGAGAGCUCUCGGUCCCACCUUAUAGUUGGCAUCAAAGUUGAGAGCAAGAACUUGACCAAUGGGAGUAUCAGCACUGGAAAACUGAGCCUUGUAGAUCUGGCUGGAAGUGAGAGGGCUGCUAAGACAGGUGCAAAGGACCACAAGCUUAAGGAAGCUAACUCUAUAAACAAAUCUCUAAGUGCCUUGGGGGAUGUGAUCUCUGCCUUGUCCUCUGAACUUCCCCAUGUCCCCUACAGGAAUAGCAAACUUACACAGAUCAUGCAGGAUUCGCUUGGGGGUAAUGCCAAAACAUUGAUGAUUGUAAAUAUAUCACCAUCAGAAUACAACCUUGAUGAGACACUUACUUCACUCAUCUAUGCAACAAGGGUGAAAGCCAUCACCAACAAUGCUCAGAGAUUUGUGGAUAGCAAAGAGAUAGCUCACUUGAAAGAGAUAAUCUCAAAACUUAAAGCUGGACAGACUGUGGAGGAGGAGGAUAUUUGAAGUUUCUGCAGUGAAGGUUUCAACAUAAAUAAUGCCCUUGACUUUUGCAAAUAAAGAAACAGUUCAUAAAGAGACAGUGAAUUGUAUGCAUACCUUCAUGGAGGUUCUGUGCCUUUUAGCCUUAACUUCUUGCAUCCUGUGUUUUAAUAGCUGA